Molecule: messenger RNA, 3996 nt
Organism: Paramecium tetraurelia
Lineage: Eukaryota; Ciliophora; Oligohymenophorea; Peniculida; Parameciidae
Exons: 4
Biological process (GO): siRNA processing
Cellular component (GO): nuclear RNA-directed RNA polymerase complex
Molecular function (GO): RNA-directed RNA polymerase activity
Source: RefSeq, a predicted model, not a curated record
AUGCAAUAGGUAUUGAAAGUGGAAUUCAGAACCCAACUUGCUGAUGAAGAUUAUUCAAGUAAGAUCAUUAGCGAUACAAAUUUCAACAAUUUCAAGAAUAAUAAGUUUUUGACAAAUCUAUUAAAAGAUUGCAUUUUUGAUUUAGAAGGUGAGUCAUUUAUGCAAUAAUAAAAUGAUGAAGUUGAUGAUGACGAUGAAGGAGUAUUUUCAUUUUAAAGCAUGAUUGAGGAAUAGGAAGAAAUACAAGAUAUUACUUUAAUAGAUGCAAGCAAAUAAAGAAAUAAGAUCAAUAAAUUGCAAGAGAUCAAUUAAAUAGUGGAAAAACUAGAGAAAGCAUUAAGCAAGAUUUCCAAAGUGGAUAUCCAAAUUUAUGAUUUGAAAGAGGCUCCAUUAGAUGCAAAAUUAGACAGUCCACUCACUGUUACUUUAAGGAUGUAGAAGAAGUAUUUGUGUAAUUUCUUGAAAUUCCAUUUUUCUAUAAUCCCAAAUUCUUAGCCUGUAUUCAUGAACUUCAAAAAUGCUCAAAUUAUAGAUGAUCGCAUGCAAAAUUAGGAAUACUCUAUAAAAAUCGGUAAAAUACCUUUCACAUUGAAUGAAUUAACCUUUUCGUAUGUUACAGGAGAACAUUUAAAAGACAAACUCCCCGAUUAACCAAUUAAUUCUCCUAUCAACUUGUUCUUGUCUCCUUACUUUAAAUUUUCAGAUUUGCAAUCUCAAUUAUUCAAGGUAAAAGCCUAUAUGAUGUUCCAUUGUGAAGAAUCGAAAUUGGCAAGGAAAGUGGAGUUCAUCCUCAAUAUUCUUGAUAAGUUUCUAUUGAAAAUUGAAGUUGAUUUAGUAAAUUGUUAAUAUUGCCAUGCUGUGACUGAUAGUUUUGGAAAAAAAAUACAUUUUAAGUUAUUGUGUCCACCAAAUUACAGUAUUUCAUUGAGUACAAAAAGAAAAUUCGAGUUGUUCAAUAUGAAAAGUGAUUGGAUCAGAGUGCAUAAUAUAUUUUCGAAUGCAUAUUAUAAUAAAUAUAAGAAUGAGAUUGAAAGAUUGAUAAUAAUCAACAAUACGUUGAUCACUGCUUAAUUCACAUUUUAAUAGGGAUCCAAAGAGGAGAUGGCCUAUAAAAUGGUAAUUGAGAAAUUGUCAUAAUACAACCUGAUGUAUUCAGAUGCAAUAGAUCUGAAUCUGUUUGAGUUGGAGUAGAGAAAAACAUAAUGGGAUUAAUUGUACGCCUUAAUAGAGUAGAGCUAAUUGAGUUUCGAAUAGAAAUAUAACAUCCUAUGUGUUGUUUCACAGAAUAGGAUCACAGAUUUGGAUCUGUUGAAAUAGCUAAUUCUCCAUAUAACGUAAUUUUAAAGGGAUAAUCAUGAAAAAAUAUUAGAAUCUACGUUUCAGUUGUUUUCUAGAUAUAGUACAGAUUUGAAUUUUUCAGUGAGACAAUCAGAAUUAAAUAAAAAGAACUAUUUAACUUUUAAAAGAGAUCUAAAAAGGUGUCUAGAAGAUGUGAUUAUUCCAAUUGAUUAGAAUGAGUAAAAGAGAGUGGCUAUGAUAAAGAGAGUAUCAUUGACACCCUCAGGAUAUAUAUUCAAUCUAAAACUGCCUGAAGAGACAAGUGAAAUCAUUAGGCAGUAUUAUAAUUAAUUGGAUAACUUCAUAAGAUUACACUUCGAGGAUGAGAAUUUGGAGACAAUUCAUGGACAUCAUUACAUUACAGAAUAUUACUUUAAAUCAAAGCUGUCAAAUGGAUUACAUUUGCUUGGGGAACAGUUUAGAUUAUUAACUUGGAGUGCUUCCCAAUUGAGAGGAGGUUCUUGCUGGAUCUUUAAUUACAAUAGAGCCUAGAUAUCAAGAUAAAAUUUCAUAGAUUCAAUAGGAAACUUUAAUACAUUGAAUAUGGAUUAAGUGGCUAAGAAUGCAGCUAGAUUGGGUUAGAAUUUCAGUUCGAGUAAGUCAAUUGAUUUAAGAUAAAUAAUUGUGAAGACUUAAGUUCCUGAUAAGGUAGGUGAUAAUGGCAAACUCUACACUGACGGUAUAGGGAAGAUAUCUAGAAAUUUGAUAGAAAUGAUCAGGGUAGAAAUGAAUAAUCACACCAUCUCAGCUAUUCAAGUAAGAUAUCAUGGAGCAAAGGGUGUAUUACUAUUGAAUGAUGAUUUGCCUGAUAACACAAUUGAACUUAGAAAGAGUAUGAUUAAGUUUAAUCCAACUUUAAUGAAUGACGGGAAUUAUAAAACCAUGAUCUCCUUAUUGGAUUACAACAAAUUUAGAGGUGGAUAUUUAAAUAGAUAGAUAAUCAUAUUAUUGGUAACCCUGGGUAUUUAAGAGGAGGUGUUUAUGCAACUUCAGCGAGAAUACUUGCAUAAAAUAGCAAAUCUGUCUGCUGUAGAUUCGUCAAUAUAUAAUCACUUUUUAGUCGACUAUAAUGGAGAGUUGCAAGGACUCCCAUCGAUUAUUGAUAAUAUAAGGAUGAUGAUCAAUGCCAACCUAAAUGAGAACAACAAUCACUAUAUUAAAAGGGUAUUGGAUCGGUUGAAAAGGAGAGGUCUUAUGUAAUUGAGAACCAAGUCUAAUAUUCUUAUGGAUCAAGCGGCUAGAGUAUUGGGUGUAGUGGAUGAUUACGACAUACUGGAUUAAGGAGAGGUUGUAUGUAUUGUGAAAUAAUCCCUAGAUGUAAAUCACAAAUAUAUCACUGGAGAAAUCAUUGUGGUAAGAAACCCUUGUCUGCAUCCAGGAGAUAUUCGAAAGGUCAGAGCCUUAUCAGAAAAUGAAAUUUUGAGCAGAUAUAACAUGAAGAAUCCAUUUGCUGAAUACUAUAAUUGCAUUGUGUUUCCGUGCAAAGGAAAUUCUAUACCUGCUGAUUGUGGUGGAGGUGACUUGGAUGGGGAUAUCUAUUUUGUUUCAUGGGAUCCCAAAGUCAUACCAAAGACCACCGAAUAUCCUAUGAAUUACGAUGAAGAGAAGAAACCUGCUGUUGUUGUCUCAAAAUAAAUUCAGGCUCAAGGCUAUAUAUCUGCAGAAGAUUUCUUUUAGGAGAACAAAAUGAUUGAAUUCCUACUUGAAUAUCUCAAUUUUGAUGUCCUUGGCAAAAUUGAUAAUAGCCAUCUAGCCAUUGCAGAUGGAUCUCCAGAUUAUGCUAAGGAUCCAAAAUGCAUCAGACUAGCAGAACUCCAUUCAGCUGCUGUUGAUUAUGUCAAACAUGGAAAUAAAGUGGAAAUUCCUAAUAACCUUGUCACUAAAAGAUGGCCCGAUUUUAUGGAAAAGGACUCCAUGGUUUAUGAAUCAACAAGUAUACUAGGUAAGCUCUACAGAGAAGUUCUGCAGUGUAUUAAUCAAGAACCUCAAUCUGUUCUAGAUGGCUAUCAACAAGAAGGCUUACCUGAAAUAGACACAAGAUUUAUUUACAAAUUUUAAUAGGAAGAUGAAUUGGCUUAAGUUGGAGACUAGGCCAAGCAGUAUUAGGAUUAUUAUUAAAACGAAUAUUAGCAAUACCUAACUGACAAUAUUUGUAGGAAUGCUCUCAAAUGUUUAAAUCAUAUCUUUGACAAUUUUGAUUCUUUGAGGAAGAUGUUUGAUCUUACAAAUGAAUAUGAAAUUUACACAGGGUACUUUACUAACUUCACUUAAGGAGAAGGAACCAGGUUAAAAAAAAAAAUUAAUGUGGAGCAUGUAUAGAAGAGAGUUAUUCUUAGUCUUGUUCAAUUGAAAUAAGAAAUAUAUAAGACUCUAUCUGCAAAUGAAGAAGAAAGAUUGGCAGAAAUUUCAAUUAUCCAUUUUCUUAUGAUGUACUCUCCGAAGUCUCAUCAAGAUUAAAUAGCAAAAUACACUUCCCUGAAAUUCUAUCAUUAAGAAUUGGAGAAAACCAUUAAUAAAAAUGAAGAGAUCUACAAAUUAUUCAGUCGAUUGAAAAACAAAUUUCCAUAGUGGUACAGAGGAUGCAGUUGGUUUUUCUUUACAUUAGAAAUCCUAAGUUUCGCUCAAAAAACUAAUGAUGAUUCAGACGAACUUAUAUGA